Molecule: messenger RNA, 177 nt
Organism: Psilocybe cubensis
Lineage: Eukaryota; Fungi; Basidiomycota; Agaricomycetes; Agaricales; Agrocybaceae
Exons: 3
Coding region: 1-177 (58 amino acids)
Source: RefSeq, a predicted model, not a curated record
AUGUUUAAACUAGCCAUUUCUCUUGUCGUUGCGGCUCUCGGUGCUGCCUCUGCUUACGGGCAGACAAUUCCUGUCGGAGAGCUUUGCUCUGGAAUUGCUGGGCCCCUCCCCUAUCCUUGUAAGCAACUGUUACGGACCUUUAAAUUCAUGGGGAUCACCGAAGUCAGGUAUGAGUAA